AUGGAGAAGAUUGCUCCGACAGAAUUUGUAAUGCGUGCCCUGGAAUGUGUAUAUCACCUAAGCUGCUUCUGCUGCUGUGUAUGUGAGCGACAACUACGAAAAGGAGACGAAUUUGUAUUGAAGGAAGGACAACUUUUAUGUAAAAGUGACUAUGAAAAAGAGAAGGACCUUCUAAGCUCUGGAAGUCCAGAUGACUCAGAUUCUGUGAAAAGUGAUGAUGAUGAUGGUGAUGUGAAGCCGGGAAAGUGUCACGGAAACCAAGGAAAGGGUAGCGAUGAUGGUAAAGACCCAAGGAGGCCGAAGCGACCACGCACAAUCCUCACAACGCAGCAGAGAAGGGCCUUUAAAGCGUCUUUUGAAGUGUCUUCAAAGCCCUGCAGAAAGGUCAGAGAGACGUUGGCAGCGGAAACAGGCCUUAGUGUACGAGUUGUCCAAGUAUGGUUCCAGAACCAAAGAGCAAAGAUGAAGAAAUUAGCACGAAGGCAUCAACAACAACAAGAACAACAAAAUUCUCAGAGACUUGGUCAAGAGGUCAUGUCCAGCCGCAUGGAAGGGAUGAUGACCUCAUACGCUCCUCUGGCCCCCCCUCAGCAACAGAUCGUCUCAAUGGAUCAGAACAACUACAGCACAGACCCCUUCCAGCAAGGACUCACACCUCCUCAAAUGCCAGGUGACCACAUGAAUCCUUAUGGCAAUGACACCAUCUUCCACGAUAUUGACAGUGAUACCUCGUUAACAAGUCUCAGUGACUGCUUCCUGGCUUCUUCAGAAGUCAACUCCAUGCAGGCCCGAGUAGGAAAUCCGAUUGACCGACUGUAUUCCAUGCAGAGUUCCUACUUUGCCUCAUGA
Staurois parvus is the source of this 849-nucleotide messenger RNA. NCBI's taxonomy places the organism in Eukaryota, Metazoa, Chordata, Amphibia, Anura, Ranidae. The record is from the annotation of a GenBank genome assembly.